Anisakis simplex (herring worm) is the source of this 705-nucleotide messenger RNA. The record is from the annotation of a GenBank genome assembly. Lineage: Eukaryota; Metazoa; Nematoda; Chromadorea; Rhabditida; Anisakidae.
AUGAAGAAGCCUUCUGAUGUCCCUCAACACGAACGUAAGCAGGAUAGUGAAGGACAAGUUGCCGUCACCGUAAAAGAAAAAAGUACAGUUGGACAAGGAAAAACUCGAGCAGAAGUCGAUACUCUUAAAAACGAACAGCUCUCACAACCCACAGUUAUCGCGGCGAGCCAUGACGUGAAACCUAAAAAUUCAGUUACCAGAACUAAACCAAAUGUUACCAAGACCACUGAGUCCCCAAUGAAGAAGCGGCAAAGGUAUCCGGAGUUAACUAGAGUUGAUCAGAUGUUAACACAUCUCAGAUCGCUUGUCAAUGAUCUGAGAAGAGAAAUUGGACUCGAACUCGAUUAUGAUGAUGUACAUGGAGGACUUAAACGCGUUGCACCAAUAGCUCAAUCCGUGAACGAUGUGUCAUCUGGCAAACCUAAGAAGCAAAGAAGCAAUGCAACAACAUCAGUCUCGACCACAACUAGAAAGUACGAUUCUUUGAAAUUGGAUGGAGGAGAGGAUGAAAGCGAUUACGAUUACUAUGAUACGGAAGACGAGAUUCAGGCCAUUAUUAACAGGCUUCGGCGUGAGCGAAUGAAGUUCGCAACCGAAGAGGCUUCAGAUCCGUUUCAGCCACAGUUGGCAGGUGUUCGACGCGACCUCUCAAGACUACUUUUACGUUUAAGACGUUCGUCGGCAGGAAACGGCUGGAAGCGUUGA